Messenger RNA from Pestalotiopsis fici W106-1, 747 nucleotides. RefSeq lists its product as uncharacterized. The record is from RefSeq and is a predicted model, not a curated record. The coding region runs from base 1 to 747 and encodes 248 amino acids. NCBI's taxonomy places the organism in Eukaryota, Fungi, Ascomycota, Sordariomycetes, Amphisphaeriales, Sporocadaceae. The transcript is spliced from 3 exons.
AUGACCGAAACCGUCCUCGUCAUCGGUGCAACGGGCCACAUUGGCGUCUCAGCCGUCAUUGGUGCCCUGCGUACCAAGCGCAACGUCCUGGCCGUCGUGCGCAAUGCGGCCGCAGUCGAUAAGCUGUUCCGCCUCGCCGGGACCCGCGACGGCAUCACGACCGUAGAGGCCGACAUCACGUCCGAGCAUGGCUUACAGAGUGUCGUCGACAAGGUCAAAAAUGGCGAGCUGCCGGCGUUUCAGCACGUGUAUUCCGCGGUCGGUGGAGUAAAGACUACCACGCCACUGAAGGAUCUCAGCAUUGAGGACUUCCGCGCGAACAUGUCCAUCAAUUUUGAUACGAAUUUCUUCGCGUACCGCGCCACGAUUGGCUACUUGCUCUCUCAGUCCAACCCAACGACCUACACGGUCAUCACGGGCGCGAUAGGCGAUGUAGGCAUUUGGCCAGGUCCUGCCAUGUCACAGGGUGCGCUCUACUCGCUGGGAAUUUCGGCAGAGCUAGAGAAUCGCGACACCAACGUCCGUUUCAACGAGAUGUACUUGGCCUUCCCCGUCAUGGUCGAUGAGGAGGCUGUCAAGGAGGAGGCUGCCAAGAUGGGCGUCGUCAAGGCCAGCGACUUUGCGCGCUCUUAUGAGAACCUGUUAGCCAAGGACGAGAUCAAGGGCUCAAGAAUCUUCAUUUUUACUCCGGGAGAUAUUGACACGCUCAGGUGGGAGAGUAAGGCGUUCAAGGGUCCUCCGUCGUAG